ACACAAUUAUAUAGACGCACAGACUCAUACACUCUUUGUGAAAACGCGGAGUUCUGUUGUCAACCUUCGGGUGCAGAAGGCGUCGCACAGUGUCCGCUAUUUUCCUGUAGUCUUCUGACUAACGCACUUGGCGCUGAUUAAGAAGAGAAACAGCUAUUCUUACAGCCUAUUCUUUCUUUUGUCUAUCUGUUUAACUAAGUUUAUCAGAGACAGAGACGCGCGUCUGAAAUUAAUUCAGAAAGACUUGAAAAAGAUAAAGAACAUCUAACCACCUCAGUGUUCCUGCUGCUAAAUAGUCCCACGUACACUUCUGAAAAUGUCUGGCGAAGACGCACCAGCUCAGCAGCAAAACGCCGAAGAGCAGAAAAACCAGGAGACAAAAAAACCCGCUGAGGAGCCGAAAGCGGAGACCAAGCCAGACUCUCCGCCCGCCAGCGCCGCUACUGAGGCUGCAGCCGCCCCAGCAGCGGCAGAGAAGGCGCCAGAGGAGGAGGCUUUCACCUACAGGUCCCUGGUCCUGACUGGGUAUGGCGGUUACGAUAAAGUUAAGCUGCAGGUGAAGAAGGGGAAACCGGCCCUGAAGGCCGGCGAGGUAAUGGUGCGGGUGAAGAUGUGCGGGCUCAACUUCGCCGAUCUUAUGGCUCGCCAAGGGCUGUACGACCGGCUCCCGUCCCCGCCCGUUACGCCUGGGAUGGAGUGCUCUGGGAUAAUCGAGGCUGUGGGGGAAGAAGUGACGGAUAGGAAAGUGGGCGAUAAGGUGCUGGCCCUGAGCCGCUGUGGGAUGUGGCAGGAGGUGGUGGUGGUGCCCACCACACACACCUUCAUCAUGCCCGAGGGGAUGAGCUUUGAGGAGGCCGCAGCCCUACCUGUCAACUACAUCACUGCCUACAUGAUGCUGUUCGACUUCGGACACCUGCGCCCCAACCAGAGUGUGCUCGUCCAUAUGGCUGCAGGUGGGGUGGGGAUCGCUGCCACCCAGAUGUGCCGUACGGUGAAGGACGUGACUGUGUUCGGCACGGCGUCAGCCAGCAAGCAUGAGGUCAUCACCGAGGGCGGUGUCACGCACGCCAUCGACUACCGGACAAAGGAUUACGUGGAAGAGGUCCGCAAGAUCAGCCCUAAAGGGUUGGAUAUCGUGCUGGAUCCUCUGGGAGGCUCUGACACCCAUAAGGGCUACAACCUUCUGAAACCUAUGGGCAAACUCAUCAGCUACGGUGCUGCCAACAUGCUGUCAGGGCAGAAGAAGAACCUGAUCGCCGUGGCCAAGACCUGGUACCACCAGUUCUCCGUGCACAGCCUGAGCCUGAUCCAGGGCAACCGCUCGGUGUGCGGCUUCCACUUGGGCUACUUGGACACGGAGACAGAGCUCAUCGCCCAGGCCAUGGACUCCAUUCUGGGCCUGUACCGCCAGGGCAAGGUCAAGCCCCGCAUCGACUCCACCUUCCACCUCGAGCAGGUCGGCGAUGCCAUGCGCAAGAUGCAGGAGAGGAACAACAUCGGCAAAAUCGUCCUGACCACCGAGCCCAUGAAGGAGGAGGAGAAGAAGGAGGAGGCCAAGAAGGACGACAAGAAAGACGACAAGAAAAAAGACGACAAGAAGAAGGACGACAAGAAGAAGGAGGAAGGAAAGAAGGAGGAGAAGAAGAAGGAGGAGGGAAAGAAAGAAGAGAAGAAAGAGGAGAAGAAGGAGGAGAAGAAAGAGGAGAAGAAGGAAGAGAAGAAGGAGGAGAAGAAGGAGGAGAAGAAAGAGGAGAAGAAAGAGGAGGCUAAGAAAGCAGAAAAUUGAGGAAGAGUCACUUAGUUGGAUAGUUAGGCAGACGAGUAGGGGAGGGGGUAGAGAUAUUGUAUGUGUGUUUAUGCACAUGUUUGUGUAUGGGGGCGUGUUUGUAUGUAUGUAUGUAUGUAUAUGUAUGUAUGUGUGCAUAACUUUGGUAUGCCUGUGUGUGUGUGUGUGUGUGUGUGUGUGUGUGCAUAUGUAUGUGUAUGUGCACAUAUGUGCACACAAAUGUGUGUUUGUGGGUGGGUGGGUGGUUGUCUCUGUGUGUAAAUGUUUGUGUAGUUGUAGGUAUGUUAGACAAGGGAGUGUGUUUUUAACAGUGCACGGUCCAGCACCCAGCCUCUCCCCCAGGCCCCGGUGACAGUAUCACUGGAGCUUCGCUGCAUGUCACACAAAACCAUUAAUAACAGUGCACCUACUAAGGGCUACACACACAUCUACCCACAGCCCUCCUACACACAGACACACACACACACACACACACACACACACACACACACACACACACACACACAAAAACCAACUUCCACCCAGCAAAACUACUGUGAUUCAUUCACAGAACAUAUCUGCAGUAUCUCAGUACCCCCAUUGGAAAGUUUUCUAUUGGUAUUAUGAUUAUACUGUUGUAUUUUAUGCCUCUAUUACAAUCUUAGAGCAAUAGUACAUUCAGUAUACAUCUAACUGUGACAUUGCUGUAUCACAACUGUGUGUAGUGCCACUGCUCUAAUCCCCAAGAAUGUAUUACAUCUAAGGAGUAUUUCAACACUGUGGUAUUUGAUAUUGAUUUCCUAUCUACACUACAGUUCUAUUGGCUCCAAUAUACUGUCACUCCCAGGCUGCAUUCUAAAUGAAAGAGCGUUCACUAGUUCACUCUGUCUGAUAGAGCCUCUUCAAAGUGCACGUAGGGUCGUCAAGUGCAGAUAUGUUCGUGUUUCCCUGAAAUGUGCACACCACUCCCACAAUCUGCUAAGGACUCUGGGUAAUGGCCUGGCCUGGGGUUGAUGGCUGUUGCCAUGACAACUGUGAUCCCUCUGCCUCCUGGACUGUCUGGUCUUCUCUCUAUCUCUCUCUCUCUCUCUCUCUCUCUCUCUCUCUCUCUCUGUACCCUUGUCUCCCUGGUGCUCUUCUCUCUCCCUCCUCAGCUGGAAGAUCCAGCUUCAGUCUUAAUAGCUCCUCCCACCACCAACCUGCUACGCCCUUAUUUGGUCCAGACUCACAGACAGGGAUUUAAUGCCAUUUUCCACCCACCUGUUAGCUCAUCCGCUAAAUGAAAUCUGCCGUCUUGAUAUUAUAGUGACGUGUGUAUCUGAAGAUGAGGUGGUCUUAUAGUUUCUGAAGGCAACUACAUUACCCACAAUUCUGUGUUCUGCGUUCUGCAGUGCCCUGGAAUUGCCUGACCAUAAAUCUGAUUAUUGUCCUGUUAAAUUUAACAAGAGGAAACACAUUUUAAUGAGGCGACUGUUGGCAAGCAGUGCCAAUUAAGGGUGAAUUCUGUUAAAUUGUGCCCCCUCUCUCUAUGUCUAUUCUUGUGUGUGUGUGUGUGUGUGUGUGUGAGGUGAGUGUGUUUUUUUCUCUUCUUUUCACUCCCUCACACAAACACACGUCACGAGUGUGGCAUUGUGUGUCUGGAACAUUCUGAGUUGUGACGGAGAAUAGAAUGCCCCAACGCCCCCCCUCCCCGUUCCCUUCCCGGGAGUUCAAGGGAGGAAUUUUGGUGACCCGUUUCUCUCCUUUGACCAAGAGGAACCUGCCGUUCGCUCUGACCUGGCCCGAGUCAUUUCGACUCGAAAGAGAAAACGGGCGAAACUCUCUCUCACUUCCUUCCCUCACGCUGCUGCCACUCUGCUCCUUAGCCUCGUGCCUGGCUCUCCGGUCGGCAUAGCAACAGGCUUCUGACUAGUCAAGAGAUGACGGGGAGGCUGCAUGGCGCUCUCUCUCUCUCUCUCUCUUCCUCUGUUUGUGCCAGCCCCUCUGUGUAGAAUAAGUGACCCUCUACCCCCCACUCUCCCAGUUCUUGUCAUCACACACAUAUCGCUGUUCACAAUCAUAAAAAUAUCUCAAUUAUGCAUCAGUAUAUGCAUCUUUGUAUAGUGAUAUCCUUAUCGGCAACAAAAGCACAUUGCAGUAGUCUCUCUUUCUCUUUCUUUAUUUCUCUCUUUCUCUCUCUCGCUCUCUCUCUCCUGCUUAUGUACAUUCUCUUUUUCCUAUCCAUUUGUCUGUGAGUCUGGUGUAUCUAGCCUUCACUGAGUUGCGCUUAGUGGUUUUUAUUUCUGUUUUUUAAGCUAAUAUGUUUGGUUGAGAGACCUCCCUAGUCUAUAUGGGGUGUAUGUAUGCAUGUAUGUAUGUAUGUAUGUGUGAGACUCAUGUGUGUGGGUGCAUAUGUGUGUGUUGUCAUGUGUGAAGGUAUGUGUAUGUCCUCAGGUCAUCUGUCAGGUUCAGAUGGAAAGAAGAAAAAAAAAAGUUUUCCCUCUGAUCUCCCUGCCCCCUUCUCUACCUCCCUCACACUAUUUCCCAUGCUUCUCUGCUUCACCCUUUCUUCUCUCCCUCCCUCACACACACAUCCACACACAAACCCCGCCCCCCACACACACACUCCUGCAAUCUUUUCCGUCGGUGGCUCACUCUCUUUCUGUGAUAAGUGACCUGUAUUGGUUUUGUAUUAUUUGCACUCUGCUUGUUGAUCUUAAUGCACUUACAAUGAUGGCAGUUCCUCUCCUUUCCCAGUGGGCCACAGUAUCCAUCCAGGGUUUUGCAUGUUACCCUCCGUUGCAGACACAACUACACACACACACACACACACACACUCACACACGCCUGCGUCGGGUGCCACGCACACAUUAACAGAAUCAAUUUUUCACACAAGCACACUCACAUACACACACAUUUAUACAGAAACAGACAGACAUUCACAUUUGUGAUGCAAUGCUCUGCUUUGACUGGGUUUGGUGCGCCAGACAAGGCCACCCUAUCAGAUACGGUCAAAGAAAGUUUUUAGCCACUCAUUCUGCCAGCGUCAUCCAUCACAGCUGACCACUAUUAAUACACAGAGCAGAAUCAUUCAGAGCACAUGAGACACAGCCAGCUACAGACAACUGGCCAAUAGGCCUGGCCCUGGUCUGACACCAAUCCACACCAGACCAGAGCCAGAUCUCACACAAAGUUAGACGCUAUCUGGACAAACACACACACACACACAGAUACACACACACACUCGCACACACACACUGCCUCUUUCAUUCCAAUAACUCGGAGUUUCAGCUGUUUGGUUGAAAUUCAGCGGUGCACUGGUAGAGGCGUGGUUCUGCCGUCCUGGUAAUGGAGAAUCAUGGUAUUCUGUCAUUAUAACCAGAACGGAACCCAAUUUCGGCUCUGGUCUGGGUCCUGGCUCUCACUAGCUCUGUUCUGUUGGUUGAGCUUGUUCCUUAUGUGUUCCUGAUCCUGUGGACGACACCUCAGAGUUGGCUGGGGUGUCACCUGACCUAACAAAAUACUCUUGUGAAGGAAGUCAUACUAUUAGUCUGUUUAUGUUUUUAUCCAUCUGUUUCCUGUUUUUUCUUAUCUAUUUGUUUCAAUGUUUGACGAGUGUUGGAGCUCAAAGGUCAGCCUUUUAGAGUGAAAGAAGAGAAAAAAUGAAAAUCUUGUUGUCACUGUUUUUGCAUCCUGACCGAAUGUGCCAAACUGUGUUUGAACCACCUUUAACCAUGCCAAGCAAAUCCUGCUACCGUGCUUUCUGUUAACAAACAAAAAAUGAUAAAGAAUGAAAUGUUUUCUGGAUACAUUUCCUAUGACCUUGCUUCAAAAAAAAAAAAAAAAAAAAAGAAAGCAAACAGAGUCAAAAAUUGUUCCUGGCGUGUGUGGAUGAAUAUCUGUGGUUUUCCAGUCACGAUGCUCAUAGGUGCUGACCGAGUUCUUGCUACCGAAUAUCAUCUGAUGCUGUCAGAGAAAUUCCAUCCCAACAAUGCAGAGUGUUUGUGCUGGCGACUGCAGGACGAUGGCUGUGCCUGCAUACCAAACAAACUCUGAAAGGUUGACCACAGAAAGCACUCCCCACACACAUCUAUCCCCUGCUCUAAUCGGUAGCCCUAAUGUGUCGGCUCAGCCAGUGCUUGAUGCAGUAUGCCUGCAUGUGUCAACACGUCACAAGUGGCUAUAGAGAGUUUGGCCUAAGCGCUCUGGUUACAAAUCUGUUUUUCAGCCCCCAUUUUGUAACAAAAUACAGCAUAUUUUGUGAAGCUUGUGGCCAUUUACUAGGCGACACACACACACACACACACACACACACACAAUCUCAAACUUGCAGAAUUUAUGCUCCCACUUAAAGAAAAAAAAGAGAGAGAGAAAGAUUCGAAAGCCAAGUUGUAAAAUAUGUUGCUGCUCGAGAGCAUGGAAAUCAGAUCAUCGCUGCUCUGCUCCAGCUGUGGUGCAGCUGUCCAGAGACUGAUCGAGCUAGACGCUCGGGUCCUGGAACCCAUCUCACAGAGCGCUUUCCAUGGCAGUGGUCAUAACAGCAGACUUCCAAAACUGUCUGAACAUGGAACAAACCACAGACACUCAAACUCUCAAAAGUUGCUGUGCUAGAAUCGAUAACCCGUCUUCAGUGACUUCAGAUCAAGGCACUGAGGGGUUUUUUUUCCGUCUGUUUUGCUCAGCUGUGUUUUAAUUGCUAAUUACAUCCAUCCGGCCUCUCAACUCAAACAGACCCUA
Alosa alosa (allis shad) is the source of this 6481-nucleotide messenger RNA. It is a transcript of the gene vat1, whose product is annotated as vesicle amine transport 1. The record is from RefSeq and is a predicted model, not a curated record. Lineage: Eukaryota; Metazoa; Chordata; Actinopteri; Clupeiformes; Clupeidae. Bases 317 to 1786 code for a protein of 489 amino acids. The transcript is spliced from 6 exons. Gene Ontology annotation, molecular function: oxidoreductase activity; zinc ion binding.